AACGUGCCAUGCCUCAUGAGAACCCGCAAUAUCACGAUAUUUAAUGCAAAAUGCACGUGUAAUAAUCACUCUUAAGCUACAGUUUAACUAAAAUCCUGAACUAUAUUUUUCAUUUGCGCGGUUAUUCUCUGGAGUCAAUACGGUUUAAGAGUGUUAACGUUUGUUUUUACAAUAAAGUUUUGUGUUUUCAAUAGUCCGUGCUUCAUAAUUGCCCGUCUGGAAACUUGGGUUUGUUGUUUAGCCACUGCCCUUAGCAUGCAUGCUUCGUGAGAUCAUUUUCCUCACAGUUGUUGUGUUUGCAUUGUCACAUAUUGUUGACAGUAUCAUAGACUUGUUUGUCGUAAAUGGACGGUGUCCCGUGCCUUCGUGUGUCGCAGAGUCACGCUCAACAAUUCAGGAAACGUUUGCAGUCCCGAGGCGCUCUGGACUUGAGGUUCCGCCUGCAGAGAGACUCAGACGGGACGGUGCUCCUGCCGGUCUCACCAUCCUGUCUGUCACAAGUUGAUCUACAAACCCUCAGACGCAGCGUGGCCUCAGAGAGUGUCUGUGAAAUUGUGUGGAGUCAGGCUCUCCAGCAGUCCAAGAGGGAGAGGGGGAGGACAAGUGGAAAUAAACUCGUGAGGAUCUUACAGGAAUUGUUGGAGUCUCAUGGAGAAAGGUGGACUGAGGACCUGAAUGAGGACGUUCCUCACAGCUGCCAGCGGCAUGGAGAUUUAGUCCUGCUGGGAGACGCCUGCUUCUCCCUGCCAGUAUGGAAGAAAACUGGCCAGGAGCUGUGGAGUGCAGUGGCCAGAGGGCUGGGGGCAGAGCGCCUGGCAAAGAUGAGCCGGAUCUCGAGGGAUGGAUUCAGGUCUCCCGUGGUGACGAUGCUGUUAGGAGAGCACAGCUGGGUGACACACGUUGACAAUGGAGUCAGAUACGAGUUUGAUGUUACCAAAUCGAUGUUCUCAGCUGGAAACAUCACAGAGAAACUCCGGGUGGCCAAAUUCGACUGCAGAGGAGAGACUGUGGUGGAUUUAUAUGCAGGUAUUGGAUACUUUACUCUGCCGUAUUUGGUGCAUGCGGGGGCCAGCCAUGUCCACGCUUGUGAGUGGAACCCGGAUGCCGUCGACGCUCUGAGGAAAAACUUGCAAGGAAACGGGGUGUCUGACCGCUGCACCGUUCACCAAGGAGACAAUCGACAACUCCCACUGAGUGAUCUUGCUGACCGAGUGAACCUGGGCCUCAUACCGAGUUCAGAGGAGGGCUGGCCUGUUGCCUGUCGACUGCUGAAGAAAACAACCGGAGGCAUUUUACACAUUCACCAGAAUGUCACCUCGCCGUUACCAAGCACAGCAGUCAUCCCUGCCGUGGAUGAUGCAGCCAACAGGGCCCCGGGAAAGAAAACCGACAGAGGAGUUUGGCAGGCCUGGGCCGACGACACGGCCAGCCGCAUCGCCUCUCUGCUGAAGGACAUUGGUGGCGCGCCGUGGAAAACAAACAUCCAGCACAUAGAGCACGUUAAGUCAUACGCACCUCAUGUCCACCAUGUUGUGCUGGACUUGGAGUGUAGACCGCUUUGAACUGAACAUACUAACACAAGACACCAAGCAGACGUUACUGGUACCUGGCAUUCCUUUUUCAUGAUUAGUAUUUUGUAUGAUGUUAUUUUAAAUCCACAAUCCAAACCACACAACAAAAAGAUUAAAGCCCACAAGAUUCUUGACUGCCAGUGGCUAAGAAUGAA
This is a messenger RNA of Myripristis murdjan (pinecone soldierfish), 1726 nucleotides long. It is a transcript of the gene tyw2, whose product is annotated as tRNA wybutosine-synthesizing protein 2. Gene Ontology annotation, molecular function: tRNA methyltransferase activity. Gene Ontology annotation, biological process: tRNA methylation; wybutosine biosynthetic process. Bases 345 to 1562 code for a protein of 405 amino acids. Gene Ontology annotation, cellular component: cytoplasm. Lineage: Eukaryota; Metazoa; Chordata; Actinopteri; Holocentriformes; Holocentridae. The record is from RefSeq and is a predicted model, not a curated record. The transcript has 7 exons.